Molecule: messenger RNA, 2054 nt
Organism: Cimex lectularius (bed bug)
Lineage: Eukaryota; Metazoa; Arthropoda; Insecta; Hemiptera; Cimicidae
Product: 4-coumarate--CoA ligase 1-like
Exons: 9
Coding region: 259-1980 (573 amino acids)
Biological process (GO): fatty-acyl-CoA biosynthetic process; long-chain fatty acid metabolic process
Molecular function (GO): long-chain fatty acid-CoA ligase activity
Source: RefSeq, a predicted model, not a curated record
GAAGGACGGCGCGGCGAUCGCACGUCUACGCGCACGCAGUCCCAGUUGCAGUUGCAUUCGCCCCCUCUUUUAAGGCUCAUAUCGCCGUAUUUAGGCUGCUCGCUAGGCAGCACCAGUCUCAGGAAAGCACUAGACCUUCCAAUCCAACUUUCAUUUCAUCUGUGUAAACAACUGACGAUACUUUCGGAGUUGUGUGGCCGCCGUUUUUGUGAAAAAAAUUCAGAUACUUAAGGAGGAAAUUUUUCUCAAAUUCUAAGGAUGCAUUCAAUGAGGUCACUUAGGCGUGUCCUGUCCGGGCUCCCUUACAAGAAGUUGCUCGAGGGUGAGGCGAUCUGCAAGAACCUCGUCGUCUCUCCGAGGACAUACUCGUCUCAGUACGUCGACUCACCGUUCGGAGAUCUCGUUGUACCUGAGAUCACAAUACAAGAAAGGAUUUUCAAGGAUUUGGAUAAAUGGCCCGAACACACGGCACUGGUGUGCGGAUUAACUGGGCGUUCUUACACUUAUGCACAACUGCGGGUAUUAAGCAGAAAAGUCGCAGCUGGUUUUAUAAAAUCUGGUCUUAAGCAAGGACAAGUUGUGGCUCUCGUGCUUCCAAACUUGCCGGAAUUCAUGAUUGCCAUGCUAGGAGCAUUCCAAGCCGGCCUUGUCGUUUCAACAAUCAAUCCUUUGUACGCGCCAGAGGAAAUAAAUCACCAGCUGUCCAAUUCGGAAGCGUCACUCGUGAUCACGUUCCCGAUGAAAGUCGGAGACGUCAAGGAAGCAAUAGAGAAGAGCAAAUCACCCAACAAACCGCCCAUUGUCGUGAUUCACAACCUCUCAGAAUCGUUGCCGGAUGGUGUUAAAUCUUUUAUGGAACUUUUGAUGGUGCAGGACGCAGACGAAUCCGCAGUCGACAAAAUAAACGUCAACCAUACAGACUUAGCUCUUCUGUUAUACUCCAGCGGAACGACCGGUCUGCCGAAAGGGGUCAGGCUUACCCAUAGGAACAUCGUAUCCAAUUUGACACAGGUCGACCAUCCGGCCAUAAGAUUGGCUUAUGAGACCACCAAAAAUUAUCAAGAUGCAACAGCAUGUGUUUUGCCGUUCUUCCACGUCUAUGGGCUGAGCAUCGGUGCCCUGACAUACCUUGGAAAUGGAACAAAAUUAGUAACUCUUCCGAGGUUUGAGCCUGAACCAUAUCUCAAAAUCCUCAAACAACACAAAAUAUCGAUCGCCCACGUUGUUCCUCCUCUUGUACAGUUUAUGGCCAACCACCCUUCAGUUACAGAAUCUUAUUUGGAAUCGUUGAGGUGUUGCAUUAAUGGAGCAGCUGCGAUUUCUUUGUCUGAUGCCAAAAAACUUCUAGCAAAAAAGCACAUGAUUGUGAUGUCAGGAUAUGGGCUGACUGAGUCAUCACCGGUUAUAACAUCAUCAAGAAACACGACAGUGAACCUUCAAACUGUGGGCCAUGUAAUGCCAGGGGCACAAGUAAAAAUCGUCAACACAGAAACCAAAGAGACCAUAGAUCCUGGACAACCCGGUGAAAUUUGCUGUCGAGGUCCUCAGAUAAUGGAAGGUUAUCAUAAAAAUGAAGAAGCAACAUCUUCGACUUUAGUUGAUGGUUGGCUACACACAGGCGAUGUCGGUUAUUUCGAUGAUAUUGGUCAAUUGUUCAUUGUCGAUAGAAUCAAAGAGCUUAUCAAAGUCAAAGGCUUCCAGGUGGCUCCUCUUGAGCUAGAAGAAGUUAUGAAACAACACCCAAGUGUAGCUGAUGUUGGUGUGGUAGGAAAGCCUGAUUCAAGGGUUGGAGAAGUACCGAUUGCUUUUGUUGUCAAGAAACCUGGUGCGUCUUGUAACGAAAAGGAGUUACAACAAUUUGUUGCCAGUAAGGUUGCUGAGUACAAGCAAAUCGGUGGUGUUAUUUUCUGCAACGAAAUUCCUAAAAACAUGACUGGAAAGAUUUUGAGAAGAGAAUUGAAAGAAUCUUUAUGCAAAUGAUUUACAAAUGAACUUAGCUCAAUUAGUUUUUUUAAAAUGUAAAAUAUGUAAAAAUAUCUGUUAAAUAUUUAUAA